UGUUGUUCUUGCAUGAUUAUUGCGAACUGUGACUCAUCUUGAUUGCAUUUCGUUUUGUUUUUAAUAUUUCAUUAUAAUUUAUAAUAAGAAAGGCCUAAGCCUGCGUGUUUUUGUUAAUUGUUAUAAAUAAGCCGUCAAACUGGGUAACGAAAUGUCAUCGUCUGCGAUGGAGAAGCAUCUGUUCAAUUUAAAAUUUGCUGUGAAAGAAUUAGAGAGAAAUUCCAAAAAAUGUGAAAAAGAGGAAAAACUAGAGAAAGAGAAAGCAAAAAAGGCUAUUCAGAAAGGGAACAUGGAAGUUGCACGUAUUCAUGCUGAGAAUGCAAUACGACAGAAAAAUCAGGCCAUUAAUUACUUACGUAUGUCAGCAAGAGUCGAUGCUGUGUCUAGUAGAGUCCAGACUGCUCUUACAACAAGAAAGGUAACAACUUCAAUGGCUGGUGUGGUUAAGGCAAUGGAUGCAGCAAUGAAAUCAAUGAAUCUUGAGAAAAUAUCUAAUCUAAUGGAUAAAUUUGAAAGUCAAUUUGAAGAUUUAGAUGUCCAAUCAUCUUAUAUGGAGAACACAAUGUCACAAACUACUACAACAACUGUCCCACAGGGUGAUGUUGAUAACCUUUUACAACAGGUUGCUGAUGAGGCCGGUUUGGAACUAAACAUGGAGCUACCAUCUGGAGUGCCAAGUGCCUCAGUGGGUACUGCAACAGUGUCUCAGGAACAAGAUGAACUCACCCAAAGACUUGCAAGACUGAGACAAGCUGAAUAACUAUGUGAUGUACAGUAUUUUUAAGUUUUUAUUGCUGGUGUUAAGACUAUUUAUAAAAAAAGAAACAUUAUAUAUUAUACAAACGAAUACUAUUAGGGGCUGUUUAUAUUAAAACAUUUUCUAAUGUACUGUAUUCAUUAAAAAUGAUGUGGGGCUCAUAGCUCCCAUAAAAGGGUUUUGUAAAUCCAAAGAUGUUGGUUUAUAAGGUUGCAGAUAUGAAUCCCUGCCAUGCAUAUACAUUUUUAUUUUGUUAUUUUAUCUAAAAUAAAAUUAAAUUUAAAAUUCCAACUAUUUAAAUAUGAAUUUCAUUAUAAAAUAUAUAUUAUAAGCUAAUUAUUCACAGCCUCUAUUAUUGCAUUGUAAAUAUUAUUAUAACAAUCUUUCUUUUAAACCAGUCCAGUCCUUUUUUUAAGCCAAAUGUCAAUCAAAAUUGUUUCGUUUUUUUUAAAAUUAUAUAUAACAUUUUUCGACAUAUUUUGUUUUAACUAAAUUUGUAGCAGACGACGAAGAUUAAGAAAGUCUAUAUUUUGAAGAAACAUAAUAUUAUAUUUGGCUUUAAAAAUGGAAAUCUUAACUUUAUAAGUUGAAUUGUAAUGUUCCAUUAUUUUUAUUAAGUAUAUAUAAUGUAAACUAAAUAUAUUUAAAUAUGUUAUAGCUCUUUUCUAUGUAUUAAACUAUUUUCCAAUGGA
This is a messenger RNA of Vanessa atalanta (red admiral), 1449 nucleotides long. It is a transcript of the gene Chmp1, whose product is annotated as charged multivesicular body protein 1b. Gene Ontology annotation, biological process: late endosome to vacuole transport; protein transport; endosome transport via multivesicular body sorting pathway. The record is from RefSeq and is a predicted model, not a curated record. The transcript is spliced from 4 exons. Gene Ontology annotation, cellular component: ESCRT III complex; multivesicular body. The coding region runs from base 152 to 760 and encodes 202 amino acids. Lineage: Eukaryota; Metazoa; Arthropoda; Insecta; Lepidoptera; Nymphalidae.